AUGCAGCGGCUUGAGUGUCACGUGAAGAAGUAUAACUGGGGGAAACGAGGCACCGAGAGCGAAGUGGCGCGGCUGUUCGCCGCCGGGCACAAGAAUUUCGAAGUGGACGAGGAUGAGACCUACGCUGAGCUCUGGAUGGGCACUCAUCCCGAUGGUCCCGCGGUGCUUUCAAAUUCCGCCACACGCCUUUCAUCGUUCAUCGCCAAAAGUCAUUCUGCCGGCUAUCUGAGCAAUAACAACUGGAAGGAAGACAUUCAUCUGCCCUUCAUCAUGAAAGUCAUGUCCAUAGCUCGAUCGCUCAGUCUCCAAGUACACCCUAAUAAGGAACAGGCUGUUCGGUUACACGAGCGUGAUCCUAUUCACUACCCAGACCGACACCACAAGCCAGAGCUCGCAUAUGCACUCACGCAGUUUGAGCUAUUAUGUGGAUUCAGGCCAGCAGCCGAAAUUCUUGCAAAUAUUGAAGCUUUUCCACCAUUACGGUACGUCAUGGACAGUCAUAAUUGCGAGAACCUGCGGAUUGUUUUGGGCAAAGAGAAGAAUCCGCAUUCUUUGAAAUGUCGACAAGCGUUGGCGGCCUGCUUCGGCGAGUACGUCGAUGAACUGAUUGAAUGCCUUGAUAAUGGAGUGCGUGGUUGUCUGAGCGAAGCUACCGUUAAAGUGAUUCAAAAGAUGUCCGUUGAUUUCCCGGGAGACGUUGGUGUGUUUUCUCCACUGAUUCUGAAUCAUAUGAUUCUCAAACCAGGGGAGUGCUGCUACUAUGCUGCUGAAGAGCUGCACGCCUAUCUUAGCGGAGAAUGCGUUGAAUGUGUUGGUUGCUCAAACAACACAAUUCGAGCUGCAAUGACUCCCAAGUUCAUUGACAGGGACGCAUUGUGCGAGGUGCUGAAUUACCGUAUGACGCCACCAGAAGACUAUCUCGUACCAGCCAUUCCUCUAACCGAUUAUCCCGGAGUUGAUGAGUACUCACCAGACUGCAAAGAUUUCCAACUGCACAGGAUACGGGUGUCUCCUUAUGUUUCUCAUGCAUUUCUUCCUGUUCUGGACUGCGCCUCCAUUAUGGUGAUUGUAGGAGGUUCAGCAGCCCUUGAGGAGGUUGAUGGGCCCAGUGGAAGCUCUGCAAAGACCCAGUCAUCAGUACGUCUGAAGACACUAGACUAUCGCGAAGUUUCACGUGGUGACAUCAUCUAUAUUCCUCCCGGAAGAAGGUUAAGAUUCACACGGUGCUCCGAACCUGUUGAAGCGUUCCGCACAUUCAGUUUUGAAAUCGGACCUGACCAUGAAAAUCGAAAGGUUGUCAAGGAAAUCAUGGCGACAAUGCCGACGAAGAAACCCAUAUUUACCAUCGACGAUUUUGUUGGUAAAGCGUUCGCCGUCGACUCAGAAAUGGAUGGUUUCAUC
Molecule: messenger RNA, 1401 nt
Organism: Ostertagia ostertagi
Lineage: Eukaryota; Metazoa; Nematoda; Chromadorea; Rhabditida; Trichostrongylidae
Source: the annotation of a GenBank genome assembly